Hypanus sabinus (Atlantic stingray) is the source of this 1322-nucleotide messenger RNA. It is a transcript of the gene tmem128, whose product is annotated as transmembrane protein 128. The record is from RefSeq and is a predicted model, not a curated record. The transcript is spliced from 5 exons. Lineage: Eukaryota; Metazoa; Chordata; Chondrichthyes; Myliobatiformes; Dasyatidae. Bases 138 to 626 code for a protein of 162 amino acids.
GAUGGUUUCUCUGAAAGCCGAAGAGCUGAAGACAACAAACCCGCACCAGCAGGUCGUGACCCCACGUGGCCGGAACGCGUCCCCGGGAGUGACGUCAUCUCGUACAGGCAUUGACGACGUUCAUUAGCGGCGCUAAGAUGGCGGCAGACGCGGAGGCGUUGCUGCGGAUCAGGAAUCGUUUCCGUCAGGAGACGCAGGUUGUGCCCUCCCAGGAGGCGACAGAUUUAGAAGAUGAAGCAAAGAAGAAAGAAAAACCGCUUCCUCGAUUUAAUAUACACUCCAUAUUCUGGAUUUUAUCUUCCAUUGCAGUGACAUACUAUGUUGAUUUUUUUUCUACAAUUAAAACAGAUUAUCGAAUAGAAGGUCGAUGGUUCCUUUUGGGCAGCUCACUACUGAUAAUUAGCUUGCUUAUUGCUAUCUACUGCAUAUUUUACCUGGAGUGGUACAAGGAGGUCAGAGAAUAUGAGCAGUAUAAUCCUACGCUGAUUCCUUCUGCUACAGCUGCUUUUAUUGCUGCAUCAGUGUGCUUUAACGUUGCAUUGUGGCCAGUGUGGUCUUUCUUUACUCCUUUCAUUCUCUUCACUCAAUUUAUGGGCCUUGUAAUGUUAGUAUCGCUCCUGGGAUAAUGCUCUGCAGAGUUCAGUUUGGUGUGUCCUGCAAAUAAAAGUGUUCUUUCCUGACUCUGGGGUUGUCAAGUUCAGUGAGUUAAACUUGCAUUUAAAAAAAUAAGCAUGUAUAAUUUAUUCUUGAACUAUAAUUAGAUUGUGGAACUAAACUAUUUUUAUAAAAGCUAAAGGAAAUUACAUUUAUGUAGUUCUGUGAAUAGUGUAAUUAAAGAAUUUAAUAAAAUUUGCAAAAUGUGAUCUUCCAACAUGAUUUUGGAACUCCCUGAAACUGCAGCUGAUGUUCCCUUACUCAUGGACUGCCAAGAAAAUUUGCAAAUAUCUUUGUCAGUCAUUCCCAAAAGAUCCAAACUAUUUUCUAAUUGGUUCACUGCUUUCCUUGACCUGUUAAGUAUAACCUGAUUCCAUUGUUCUGCAAAUGCCCUUUUCAUUCACUAGGUUAGUAUUGUUUCAGUUCUUCAUGGGAUAUGUGCAUCCAAGCUACUUAUGAAAUAAAGACCAGGUUAUAAAAGUUAUCCCUUUAGAAAUUUUGCACCAACUUGGAAGAAAACAAAAAGCAGAGGAAAUCAGUGCUCAGGUUGUUUGUUGUUUAACUUAAAAUUGUAUACUACAAAUUUAAAUGUGCUUUAAUUAGAUUGAGAUUGCUGUAACUUCUAAGUUAAUUCUAUGGAAAUUUCAUAAAACCUCUUGAACAAAGGA